This is a messenger RNA of Plasmodium inui San Antonio 1, 396 nucleotides long. RefSeq lists its product as hypothetical. The record is from RefSeq and is a predicted model, not a curated record. Lineage: Eukaryota; Apicomplexa; Aconoidasida; Haemosporida; Plasmodiidae. The transcript is spliced from 4 exons. Bases 1 to 396 code for a protein of 131 amino acids.
AUGGAUGACAACUUCGUAAGCCACAAGGAUGAAGAGUUGUUGAAACUACUGCUGAAAAAUACACCAAAGUUCAGCGAAGAAUUGAUUGACUACUACCUUUCGUACAGCGGAUGUAGCGUAACGGAAAAGUCCUGCCUCAGAUUCAUUUCACUCAUUUUGCAUAAAUCGAUAGACAAAGUAAUGGAAAGGAAAAUCGUGCAAUCCGACGUAAUAGAUCAGUCGACGGUCCCACUGGCCAGCGAAGCGCCCCAUGGUAAUGACAAGCAGAAGGAUAAAGAUACCAGGGGUGAACUUAAGAAGGAGCUGAACUGUGAAAAACUGAUCGAAACGUUAAAAGAAUUUGAUAAAAACUAUCGAAGUGAAGAAAUAGUAAAGAAUUUCAAUCUGCUUAAGUAA